AUGGAGUACUAUUCGUCACUUGAUGCAUCUCAGCUUGAUCGUGAGACUCCGACUCUUUUCGAACUUAUAUCGGCUAAUCAGCUUGAAUCCCUCCUAUCGCCGUCGUUGCGUUACAUAUUGGUCCAUUAUGCCCAAAGAUAUCCCGGCUACUUACUUAAGGUGACCAAUAACUUUGAUGAGUUGAAUUUGGCGCUAAGAACUUUUAUUGAGUGGUACUUCUUCAAGUACUGGCAGGGCUCUUUCACUGAAAACUUCUACGGCUUGAAGAGAGUUAGUCAGACACCUUUAUCCGAUCAGAAGUACAACAGCAGCAGAUUGACGCAGUUGGCUCCGAGCAUGAUCGAAGAGAGGAGAAAGCUUUCUAACUACCAGAUGUGGGUCUCAAUCUUCGAGAUCACUGGUGUGUCGUACUUAUCUGAGAAGUGCAACUAUACAUACGAGAUACUUUAUUCCAAGUAUAUUACUGGCCAGUUGAAUGAAUCAGCGGCUGCUGAUGAACUGGAAAGAAGAAAAAUCUGGAUCAAGAGGAAAUUUGUCGAGAUUUAUCCUUACAUACAAAGUGUCUGGCGUGCUGGGAACCUAGUCACCACACUUCUAUACUUGAGCGGUAACUCGAAAUCCGCCUCCUUGCUCACGUUUUUGUUCAAGAUCAACUUCUCGAGAUUGAGUCAAUAUGACUAUCAAAAGAACCAGCCUGCCUUGAAAGCACCAAAGGACCAUCUUCCAAACAGAGUUGCACCUCCAUCGGUUUUGGAGAAACUUGUCACUCUCACCAAAUACAUCACCAGUCCUUCCUGGAAGGCCGUCAGAUUUGUGUUAGGAACAUUCUUCCCAUUAGCCAUCUUCACGUUGAAAUUCCUCGAGUGGUGGAAUAACUCAGACUUCGCCCAAAAGGUCGCUAAGUCUCAAGGCAAUGCGCUUGAGGGAAGCAUUCCAACACCUGCUUCGCUAGACAAAUUCAAGCUAUUCAGAGCGAAGCCCAAGAAAAUUUACAAGUCUGGCAGUACCUGUCCCUUGUGUAAACAAGAGAUCCUGAACCCAGCCAUCAUUGAGACAGGCUACGUCUUCUGCUAUACGUGCAUCUACAAUUACCUAACUGAAUCUCAUAAACAUGUGAAGAAGAGAAAGGCUGAAGAGAGUGAUAGCGAGAGCGAAAGUGACGUUGAUGAGGAUGAAGACGAGGAAGGCGAAGAUGAGACUCAGGAGAAAGAGGAAGACGUUGAUAAGCUGCGAUCUGAAAAAUCCACAGAACAGGCCGAUAUCGAGAAAGGCGGGCGUUGUCCUAUCACUGGUCGUCGCUUACUUGGUUGUAGAUGGAACAGCCUCACUCAAGAGUUUGAAGUUGAUGGAAUCAGAAGACUCAUUUUCUAA
Messenger RNA from Candidozyma duobushaemuli, 1371 nucleotides. RefSeq names its product ubiquitin-protein ligase peroxin 12 (gene PEX12). NCBI's taxonomy places the organism in Eukaryota, Fungi, Ascomycota, Pichiomycetes, Serinales, Metschnikowiaceae. The transcript has a single exon. Gene Ontology annotation, biological process: protein monoubiquitination; protein import into peroxisome matrix. Bases 1 to 1371 code for a protein of 456 amino acids. Gene Ontology annotation, cellular component: peroxisomal importomer complex; peroxisomal membrane. The record is from RefSeq and is a predicted model, not a curated record. Gene Ontology annotation, molecular function: zinc ion binding; protein binding; ubiquitin-protein transferase activity.